This is a messenger RNA of Geodia barretti, 391 nucleotides long. Lineage: Eukaryota; Metazoa; Porifera; Demospongiae; Tetractinellida; Geodiidae. The record is from the annotation of a GenBank genome assembly.
AAUGAAAAGCACUGAAGUGCAAACCCUCGGCGUACUGUGACGCGCACGCGUAAGUAAACGCAUGCGCAGUACUACUAAUUGCUGGGAUGGGUUUAGUUUUAGCUGUUACCCAUGGUCUCUUGCCAGCUCGCGCAGAGUCUGACGCGGGCUAACUACACUACUAGAUAGCAUGCGAGAGGCGAUACACGCCCUGCGUUGCAUCUUCUGGUGCCUCCGAGGUACGCAGAGCACGCGGAUCGAUCAUGCCAUAGUAAGCCGUUGUGUAUUUGCAUAUUGGCUUUUUCGCGCUCUAGCUUUGCAACGGAGCGUUUUCAGCGAAAACCACACAUAUUUUCUGACCUUCAUUGCCCGUUCAGUAGAUGGUAGCGUUUCUGGGACGAACAGACAUUCG